AUGUCGGGCAAGGAGGAUGAGGAGAGAAAUCUCCCGUUCCCAAAUGCGGUCGAAGACAGCCUCGACGGCAGCGAUGACGACGGCAAGGCCGUGGAGGUGACGUUUGAUCCGGCAAACCCGUACCGAAGAAAGAGCUCGCUUGUCUCCUCCGACAUCAACAACGUCCCGCUCUCCUCCAUCCGAAGCAGCGAAUGCAUCGUGCACCAACUCAUCGAAGCACAGCGUCGCGGCGGAGGCUCAGGAUCCUCCAAUAAUCUUGACGCCGCCGAGAGGCGAUUCCGAACACAUCCCAUCUACGAGACCGAGGCCGAAUCUUCCGCAUCCACUGACGCGCUGACAAUGCCCGUCUCGGGAACACCCCGUAAGCGCCGCGAAUCGAGAGCGCAGAUCGACCUGGCCAGUCUACCACACGACAAGACCAUGGGCCAGAGCGACCAGCAGCGAUGGGCGCACGAAAUGACACGCACAGAAUCAGAUGUCAAUCUUUCGAGGCACGGCAGUCAGUUUCUGGCACAGGGUCCGCACGAGGAACUGCACAGCCGGAUGCUCACGAAGCGGCAGCUCAGCGAUAUGGCAUGGGGCGUGCGGGAGCUGAGCAGGCGGCUGAGCAGCAUGCGCAUCAAGUUCCGCGUCAAGUCGAUUCUGAUCCUAACUAAGAUUUACGACUUGGAACUUAUCCCCAAGACGCGCGAGCUGGCCAAGUGGCUGCUGGAAGAAGGGCGGCAUGUGCGGUAUACCGUCUAUGUGCAAGACAAACUCAAGGAUAGCAAGAAGUUUGACGCGAGCGGGCUCGUGGACGAACUUGUAGAGAUGAGCGCUUCCUCAGAUAAAGAGAAAGUGCGGGACGAUGCUCAGCAGCGGCUGCGGUACUGGUCGGAGGAUAUGUGUAGAUCACGGAAAAAAACGUAUAAAUAA
Molecule: messenger RNA, 915 nt
Organism: [Torrubiella] hemipterigena
Lineage: Eukaryota; Fungi; Ascomycota; Sordariomycetes; Hypocreales; Clavicipitaceae
Source: the annotation of a GenBank genome assembly